GUAAAAUAUAAUGAAUCAUUUAGUGUGGAACAGAGGGAGUGCUAUCAUAUUGUCAUUUUAUUAUUUGCCAUUUCAAAACUAAUAAUUCAUUCUACUAAAUUAAGAUCAAACAAAAGUUUUAGUUUUCUGUUAUAAAUCAUUAUUCAUUUAGAUUAUAAGUACCAUGAUUUAAUUAAAUUAGCCAUCAUUUGUAAUCUGGUUAGUGAGAUCAAUUAAGGACAGAGAGUAGAAUCAUGGAAGAGAAAAAGAAUUACUCUGGUACUUCUCUUCUUGUGCCAUCGGUUCAAGAGUUAGCCAAGGAUAAUAUUUCAGCAGUUCCACCAAGAUAUAUUCAAUCUCAACUUGAAGAAUUAGUCAACAAUAAAAGUGAUAGUAUUCUUGAAAUUCCAGUUAUUGAUAUGAAGAAAUUGCUUUCUUUAGAAUUUGGGAGUGAAGAAUUGACUAAGCUUCACCUUGCUUGCAAAGAUUGGGGAUUCUUUCAGUUGGUGAAUCAUGAUGUUAGUUCUUCCUUGGUGGAGAAAGUAAAGUUGGAGAUUCAAGAGUUUUUCAACCUUCCAAUGUUAGAGAAGAAAAAUUUUUGGCAAACUGAACAACAUAUGGAAGGAUUUGGACAAGCAUUUGUUGUGAGUGAAGAGCAAAAGCUUGAUUGGGCUGAUAUAUUUUACAUGACCACACUUCCUAAACACUCUAGAAUGCCACACUUGUUUCCACAACUUCCACUUCCUAUCAGAGAUACUUUUGAGCUUUACUCCAUAGAAAUGAAGAAGCUGUCCAUGAUAAUUGUUGAAUAUAUGGGAAAAGCUUUGAAAAUGGAUGAAAAAGAAAUGAAUAUCAUAUUUGAAGAUGGGAUACAAUCCAUGAGGAUAAAUUAUUACCCUCCAUGUCCUCAACCAGAAAAGGUUAUCGGGCUAACACCACAUUCAGAUGCAUCAGGACUCACAAUCCUCUUACAACUCAAUGAUGUCCAAGGGCUCCAAGUAAGAAAAGAUGGCAUGUGGGUCCCAGUUAAACCCAUUCCUAAUGCCUUCAUUGUCAAUAUUGGAGACAUGCUUGAGAUUGUAACAAAUGGGAUAUACCGAAGUAUUGAACAUAGAGCAACUGUGAACUCUGCAAAAGAAAGACUAUCAAUUGCAACAUUUUGUACAACAAGACACAACGGAGAGAUAGGUCCUGCAGGAAGCUUCAUCACCGAAGAAACACCAGCACGGUUCAAAACAAUUGGACUGCAAGAAUACUUAAGGAAUGUUUUUGCUCGUAAACUUGAUGGCAAGUCUUACCUAGAUGCUAUGAGAACAUAGCAUCACUUACUCAAGUUAUUGAAAUUGUUGUACUAUCAUAUAUGUCAAUGUGUUUUAAUGAAGUGAAAAAAAUUGACAAAUUAGACAAUGAAAUAAAUUUUCCUAAAUAUUUUAGGACUAAUGCAAUAAACACUGGUAGCUAUGUAAUGAAUCGUGUCUUUAUAAGAUCAAUUUUAAAGUUAAUGUCAUAUGAAAUAUAUAAAAGAGUCGGAUAUUUUGAACUUU
Vicia villosa (hairy vetch) is the source of this 1523-nucleotide messenger RNA. Its product is annotated as protein SRG1-like. The coding region runs from base 234 to 1298 and encodes 354 amino acids. NCBI's taxonomy places the organism in Eukaryota, Viridiplantae, Streptophyta, Magnoliopsida, Fabales, Fabaceae. The transcript has 4 exons. The record is from RefSeq and is a predicted model, not a curated record.